AUGCCUCUCCUCCUUCCGCCUCCAUCCCCCAGUAUCGCAAGCAACAAACUCAAACUCUCAACCCUGACCUUCGUAACCUCCAACGCCGACAAGAUCCGCGAAGUCACCUCCAUCAGCAAGGACUAUGGAAUCACGGUCAAUAUCAGAAGUAUUGAUCUGCCAGAAUUGCAAGGGUCCAUUGAAGAGGUGGCCAGGGAGAAAUGUCGCCAGGCUGCUUUGGCUGUCAAUGGUCCUGUUUUGAUUGAGGAUAGUGCAGUUAUAUUCCAUGCCCUCAACGGGUUGCCUGGUCCUUAUAUAAAAUGGUUCUACCACUCCCUCGGACUCUCCGGUCUCAAUCGCAUCCUAGCCGGCCACGAAGACAAAUCCGCCGCUGCAGUGUGCACGUUUGCAUUCUCCUGGGGUCCUCGUCCGGCUCAGGAGGAUAGUGACAGCAACAGCGACAGCGGCAAUGAUACCAGUAGUAAUAGCGGUGAGCCGGAGGUGUUCCUUUUCCAAGGACGGAAUGAAGGUCAGAUCGUUCCUCAGAGGGGGGAAUAUGGGUUCGCAUAUGAUUUCAUUUUCGAAUAUGAAGGCAAGACAUAUUCGGAACUCAAGCCGGAGGUCAAGAACCAAGUUUCGGAUCGAUCCAAGGCUUUAACCAAGUUUAUAGAUUGGUUGGCUAGCUAG
Molecule: messenger RNA, 666 nt
Organism: Talaromyces amestolkiae
Lineage: Eukaryota; Fungi; Ascomycota; Eurotiomycetes; Eurotiales; Trichocomaceae
Exons: 4
Coding region: 1-666 (221 amino acids)
Biological process (GO): nucleoside triphosphate catabolic process
Cellular component (GO): cytoplasm
Molecular function (GO): nucleoside triphosphate diphosphatase activity
Source: RefSeq, a predicted model, not a curated record